GUGAUGGGAUGGAAAAUGGCGGCUCUUCGGAAACCGCAUUAACUUUAUACCAUACUAGUAAUAACAGUGGCAGCAACCAUGUACGCCUUUUUCUUGCAGUGCAUUUAGAAAUAUCUGAAUGUUGCUAUUUCAAUAUGACUUAAGGUCAUGUUGAGUUUUCUAUCUAUAUAAGCAGGACUCCUUCCAAAAGGGCAACAUUAGCUGGACACGACUUGGAAUGGUGAAGGCAAGGAACAAAGAGUAUUCAUACAGUCUUGAUUUUACGCUAAUGAUAAUUGUAUGUACUUUUCUACUUUCAUUUAGUGUAGUACUAUAAUUGGCCUUUUUAAAUGAGUAGAACUCUACAUCAAGCUUUCAGCCGACGUCGUUUGACCAAACCUGUGUGAAGUCAGUGAGUGUAACGUUAACGUUCAUCUAGCUAGAGCUAUCCAAAGACAACAUAGCGUAUUGCGAUCUCAAUUAGCUAGUCCGGAGACUCAAAUUAAUCAUUUGUUGUUGUUUGAACUUAAGCUAGGUUAGUUUUAGUAAAGUUACUGUUGAAAACACGCGCCUUCCAAGUGCUUGUUUACUAUCCAAUGGAGCCAAGGGGCGCUGCAGUAACGUCACAGUUGGUGGUUUUCUGAUGGGUCUAACAUUAACUUUAAUGCUCAGUGGCGUUAAAUACAUGCAUUAUUGGACAGAGCUCGGUUUCCAGUUAUAAUGGAUGAUUCAAAGCCGAGGUACAGCAAAAGGCUGCGGGCUGGUACCCGACGACGUUACCAUGACGACGGCAUCUCAGAUGAGGAAAUUGAUGGAAGGAGGAUGUUUGAUCUGGAGGAGAAAGUCCACAGUCAGAGGUUCAGCUCUAACCGGGUCCUGCGCAUGGAAGGAAAAGACUUGACAUUUGAGUUCAUCCAGAGAGGCGGCCUGAGGGACCCAAUCGUCUUUGAGAAGCCUGAUGGACUGGGACUCAAGAUGCCCGAUCCUGACUUCAGUGUCAAUGAUGUCAAGAUGUUUGUUGGUAGCAGACGUAUGAUAGAUGUGAUGGACGUGAGCACUCAGAAGGGGACAGAGAUGUCCAUGGCCCAGUGGACACGUUACUACGAGACCCCUCCAUCUCAGAGAGAGAAGCUCUAUAAUGUCAUCAGCCUGGAGUUCAGCCACACCAAGCUGGAAAACCUGGUCAGGAGACCUGCCACCGUAGACCUAAUAGACUGGGUGGACAACAUGUGGCCUCGUCACCUGAAAGAGAGACAGAGAGACUCAACCAACUCUAUCAAUGACAUGCAGUACCCCAAAGUACAGAAAUACUGUCUGAUGAGUGUCGAGGGCUGCUACACAGACUUUCACAUUGACUUUGGCGGAACCUCAGUGUGGUACCACAUACUCAGAGGGAGCAAGGUGUUCUGGCUGAUCCCUCCCACCCCUCAGAACCUGGAGCUGUAUGAGAACUGGGUGCUGUCGGGAAAACAGGGAGACAUUUUCCUCGGAGACAGAGCAUCUGAAUGCCAGAGGAUUGAACUGAAGCAAGGCUGCACCUUCAUCAUACCCUCUGGUUGGAUUCAUGCAGUCUACACCCCUGUGGACUCUAUGGUGUUUGGAGGAAACUUUCUGCACAGCUUCAACAUCCCUAUGCAACUUAACAUCUGUAAUAUAGAAGACAGAACGCGGGUUCCAUUGAAGUUUCGUUACCCCUUCUACUACGAGAUGUGCUGGUACGUGUUGGAGCGCUACGUCUUCAGCCUGACAAAGACCUCCUACCUCACACCAGAGUUUCAGAAACACACGCUGGGCAUUGGUCUGAAGAAGCUGGCAGGCCCAGAUCCAGCCAGUGAACCGGUGAAGGAGGAGGAUAGUGGGGGCAGUGAUGAAGACGCUUCAGAGCAGCAAUCUGACAAGCCUGCAGUUAAAAUUCAUUUGACUCCCCUUGAGCUGGAGGGAAUGUGGAAUCUCCUUGGUAAACUGGAGGCUCUGCCCUCCAACAAAAAGUGUGUCCCAGCAGGCAUACACAAUGCCCCGGCACUCAUUACACACAUCAAGGCUCUACUGAAGGAACAUGCCAAUGACAAUCCCAAACUGUCCUACACAGGAAAACCCAUCGUCAAGUGGCCAAAGAGACCCUCAUGGUACCAGCCGCCUCCUCCUCCACCACCUCCUCCUCGUCCUAAAUUGGCCACCAUUCCCAUCAUCCCACGACCACAGAAACCAGCCUCCUCCAUGUCUGUGCUGAGACGGCGCAGGGUCAGGUGUAAGCGCUGUGAAGCCUGUAUGAGACCAGAAUGUGGAGACUGUAACUUCUGCAGAGACAUGAAGAAGUUUGGAGGACCAGGGAAACUCAAGCAGACCUGUGUGCUCCGACAGUGUCUCUCUCCGGGCCUUCCUCUGUCUGCGGUAUGUGAGAUCUGCAAGGAGCCCAAUCAGGAGGAAACUGGAGACCCCUCCCUCACUCUGAUGGAAUGUUCCAACUGUGCGCAGAUAGUCCAUCCGGCCUGCCUCACGGUUCAGGGUGAAGGAGUGAUGAAUAAAGACCUGCCCAGUUGCUGGGAGUGUCCAAAGUGUGUCCAAGGGAUCACUGACCCAGAGUCAUCAGGCAGCGAUGAACCGUUGGCUGCCGGCCACCAGCAGCACAUCCGUCCCCAUGGCCCCCUGGUCCUUAGACUGGGCCCCGGGCCCUCUGCUACCAUAGGGGGUCCUGUGGGCACCCAGCAGGAUGGGGAGGUGGUCCGCUGUGGUUUCUUCCCUCCUCCUUCUCUUCCUUCCUGCUCUUCCUCCUCAGCGUCACUUCUAUUGGUGGCGGCCCCUCUGCCUUCUCAGCCAAUCAGCUCGAGACUGCAGUCUAAAGGAGACAAAGGUGAAAGCCUUCCAGUGAAGCGGAAAUCUUCCUCCCUGUUGGAUGCUCGUAUGGCUAAGAUUUAUCGGCGACAGAGACACAGCCGCGAUGGAGACGACUCUGCCAGUGAUGAUGAUGAUGAUGAAGGUUUGGCAGCCUGUCAGAGGAGAAAGGGGGCACUCCAUGCCCGAGGGGGGAGCCACUCUUCCAGGAGGGGGUUUGGUGCCAACAGGAGAGGCCUGCUGAGAGGAGGCUCGGCCCACAGAGGAAGCAGAGGAGGGCUCAUGACUCCCGGCUCUUCCUCUGCCCUCAAGCUAAAGCGAGGGAUGGGCAUGAGGGAGGGAGGACGGAGGGGACGAGGGGUGAGACUGAGGGGAGGCUCUAGGAUGCAGCGAAGAGGAGACGACUCCGAGGAGUCCGACGAUGACGACGACGACGAUGACGAAGAAGAUGACGACGAGGAGGACAGUGAAGACGGAGACAAAGAACGAGUGCAUCGCCGAUGUAGGAGGCGGCGCAGGACGGACGAUGAUGAGGAUGAAGAUGAGGACAGUGACGGGCAGGACUUUGACCCUGAAGAGGACGAGAUGGACACGCUGGAAGAUGAAGAGGAGGAAGAGGAGGAGGAGGUGGAGGAGGAAGGGCGCUGGGAUUCAGAUCCCGAACCCCCAGUCCUCCUGGUGUCUGAUCUGAAUGAUGACCUGCUGAGUGGCUCCUAUCUCACUGUCACUCUACAGCGCCCCCACAAGGCCAAGAGACACUCUGGCUCCAUUGUUCCAAAGCUAGAAGCAGCCAUGGGUCUGAGGACAGCUGCUGGGGGUGCUGGUGGUCAGCAGGGCUUCAUCCAGAGAAAGACAGCUCUGUCCAAAUCUUCACGACUCAAGAGCGCUGACACCACAGCUGACGGAGUUACCCCAAGAGGGCCCGGCAGGCCACGUCUGCGGGGUAACCAUGGCGACAGAGGCACUAGAGAACACUCAGCGACUUCUUCAGAGGAAGAUGAAAUUGCUGGUCCUCCUGCACCCUCCUCCCUGUCUCCUCCGUCCCUGCUGUCUCUGCCAUCUUUUAAGGACGUGGGCAACGAGAGAGGAGGGGAGAAGGAGGUGUGGGUGUCUGUGUUCAGGUACUUGAACAGAGCUGAGCUGCUGGCCUGCAUGAUUGUCUGUAAGGCCUGGUACAAGUGGAGCUGUGACAAGCGUCUGUGGAGCCACGUGGAUGUGAGUCGGUGCAGCCCGCUCAGUAACCAAGCCCUGGCGGGCAUCAUUAAACGCCAGCCCACCUCUCUGGACCUGUCCUGGACCCCCCUGGCCAAGAGACAGCUCAACUGUCUGCUCACCAGGCUCCCAGGUCUGAGGGAGUUGAGGGUGACUGGUCUGUCCUGGUCCUGUCUGUCAGCGAUGGUCUCUCCCACUCUGCCCUACCUGCGGCUGCUGGACCUGCGCUGGUGUGAAGGCGUUAAAGAUGCCCAGAUUAAAGAGACCAUCACCCCGCCUGGUUCCGAGUCCUCCCGCAGCAGACUGAGGAACAUGGUGACACUGCGUCUAUCCGGUCUGGAUGUCAGUGAGUCCACUCUGAGGCUGCUUCAGCGCCAUAUGCCCCAGCUGGAGAGACUGGACCUGGCUCACUGCAAAGACAUAACCGACUCAUCUAUCGCUCUGCUGGCAGCAGCCGGGACUCACAGCCGCAACAGUCUCACCGAACUCACACUGGCAGGUUGUAGUGAGCUGACAGACGGCUGUCUGUCCUACCUGAAGCGACUUUCCUCUCUGACUCUGCUGGACCUCAGAGGCUGUAAGGGCAUCAGCAGACGUGCCUGUGACGCCUUCAUCUCUGACCUGUCCCAUGUUGCCCUCUACUGUAUGAUGGAGGAGAAGCUCAUCCAGCGCCUGGAUUAACAUGAACACUGUUACAGCACACACUGUUACAUGGCCAGCUGGAAGAGUGAAUAAAACACCUUUUGUGUAGGUUCUUCAAAACAUGAAGCACACCAAACCUGGAGUUGGCCGUCAGAAACAUUUAAACUUGAACAAACUGGCAGCUGUGACUCCACGGCUCCUAAAAAUCAAAAUGUCUUCUGAUACAACAUAUGAAUAAAGACUUGUACGUUGUUUUUUU
This is a messenger RNA of Sander lucioperca (pikeperch), 4924 nucleotides long. RefSeq names its product lysine (K)-specific demethylase 2Aa (gene kdm2aa). Gene Ontology annotation, molecular function: histone demethylase activity; zinc ion binding; transcription coregulator activity. The record is from RefSeq and is a predicted model, not a curated record. The coding region runs from base 700 to 4704 and encodes 1334 amino acids. Gene Ontology annotation, biological process: regulation of transcription by RNA polymerase II; protein demethylation. Lineage: Eukaryota; Metazoa; Chordata; Actinopteri; Perciformes; Percidae. The transcript is spliced from 26 exons.